This is a messenger RNA of Physella acuta, 2534 nucleotides long. RefSeq names its product ribosomal RNA-processing protein 8. Gene Ontology annotation, molecular function: methyltransferase activity. Gene Ontology annotation, cellular component: rDNA heterochromatin; nucleolus; chromatin silencing complex. Gene Ontology annotation, biological process: cellular response to glucose starvation; rDNA heterochromatin formation; regulation of transcription by glucose. NCBI's taxonomy places the organism in Eukaryota, Metazoa, Mollusca, Gastropoda, Physidae. The record is from RefSeq and is a predicted model, not a curated record.
AGAUUUAGCAUUAGUUAUAGAGUUAUAGAUCUAGUUAUCAUUAGAUCUAGGUCUAAGUAGUAUUACUAUAUAUUACAAGCCUUAGAAAAUAUUAAAUAACACAAAAAGACAAGAAAAAAAGAAAUGUUUGAUUUUGACUUCACUGACCAGUGGGAUGUGGACAAAGCAUCAGACUUGUUAACUUCCUCAUUGUUUGGUACAUCAAGGGACAAACAAAAGCAAGGGAUAGAUGCCAAAGAAAACGUCAGGAAAGAGAUCAAUGUUAGUCUGGAGGCCCCUGACAGUGAUGAUGAACAACUGUCUAAAAAAGAAAGGAAACGGCUAAAGGAGAUGAGAAGAAAACAGAAAAAAUCUGGCCUGAAAGAUAAACAGAGUUUAGAUCCUAAUAGAAUUCCUGAUAAAGCCAAGAAGAAAACUAACACUCAGGAUGGUUUAGACAAACAGAAUAAUGAUAAAAAAAAUUCUACAAGUAAGAAGAAGAAAAAAAAUGUUGGGGUUGCUGUAGAAAGUGAAAUGACUGAGACAGCUGGGAAGAAAAGAAAAAGGUCCUCGUCUUUUGACCAAGAUUCAGGCGCUGCAGCCAAUGCUAAAAAAAAAGCAAAGCUUAGUCAAGAUCAAAGUUUGAGAGAGGUAAAGAAAGGCGGUGGUAAAACUAACUUACACAAUGGUGAGAGCACGCAAAGUAUUAAUGCCAGUGGAACUCUACAAAAUGUUACAGAAGGGAAAAAGAAGAAAAAUCGGAAGAAAAAAAAUACAAGCAAGAAAAACAAAGAAAAGCAGGAAGCUUUAAAAUCUAAAUCCAAACCUUCAUUAGCUGUUAUCAGUAAGGAUGGCAGUGAGCUUGUAACUAAAACUCCAUUGGAAACUUUGUCAGCACCGCUUGAAAAUAGCAAAUUUUUUACCAAAAAAGAAGAAAAUUUUUCAGAGAUUCAUUCAAAUUUGCAGGGUUCAACUGAAUUAUUUGUAAAUAGCAACAGUUCGAAAACAAAAUCCAAACAAAAUAAAAGGCAUAAAAAGAAAAAUGCUAUCGAGCAAGAUAAAAGCUUAUCAUACAAUGUUGUAAAUUCAGAAGACAGCUCAGUAAAAAGUAACACAAAUUACAGCAACAAUUUGAACAUUAUAGACAGUGUAAAAACAGAACCCAAGAAAAAGAAGAAACAAUUAAAAACAAAUAAAGCUAAUUCUGUCAGCCAUGAAGACAAAGCUGUUACACAAAACAAAGAUGGGCCUCUGGUGACUGGUUCAACUACCCUAGCCCACCUAGUCAAUGUAAGUAAGGGUUCUGGUCAAAGUUUUAGUCAAUCAGUUGCUAUGAAUAAUAAACUAGUACCUAAAAAUAGUAAAUUAGCCCCUAAGACCAAUAAAUUCGUGAAUAAUAAUGAAUUAACACCUAAAAAUAAUCAAUUAGCAGCUAAGAAGAAUAAAUUAACGUCUAUAAAUAAAAUCAAGUUAAAAGACGUGAGUGCUGAGGACAAAGAAAAAACCACGCCACAAAAAAACACUGUCUCAUCAAAGUUGAAGAAAAAACAAGAAAUUCUGGCUAAAAUGUUGAAAAAUUCAUUGGAAAAAAAUAAAAUAGAAAAACCUGAGUUCACUUCUAAGAAAGAAAUAAAAAAAACAUUGAAAUCAAGUUUAAAUAUAGGAAUGACGAGUGAGGACAGUAAUAAAUUAGAUGUCAAGCCAGUUGCGCUGGUACAACAACCUACAAUAAAGCCAGGCACACCAGCACAACCUGCUUCCAUGUGGGGUAAGGCAGCAGAGCUGGGUAACCAGGCUAGGGAAAAACUCAAGUCUGCGCGGUUCCGUUACAUCAACGAGCAGCUGUACUCCUGCACUGGCAGAGAUGCCCUUACCAUGUUUAAGGCAGACAGAGAUGCCUUCAGUGUGUACCAUGAAGGCUAUGAAAACCAGGUGAGCAAAUGGCCAGUGAACCCUGUCUCUGUCAUCAUUAAGCAGAUUAAAGACAAGCCUGCUAAUCUAGUCAUAGCAGACUUUGGUUGUGGUGAUGCUAAAAUAGCUCAGAGCAUACCUCACAAAGUCCAUUCCUUUGAUCUGGUUGCUGUCAAUGACAGAGUUACAGCAUGUGAAAUGUCCAAGACUCCACUACCUAAUGAGAGUGUUGACAUUGCUAUUUUCUGUUUAUCUCUGAUGGGCACCAAUAUCAGUGACUACAUACACGAAGCUAAUCGAGUUUUAAAAACAGGAGGUAUCCUGAAAAUUGCAGAAGUUGUUAGCAGGUUUAGUGGUGUUAGCCAGUUCAUUGGCAGUGUUAGUAAACAUGGAUUUUUGCUGCUGAACAAGCGUGACUUGAACCAAAUGUUCUACAUGAUUGACUUUAAGAAAGUUAAAACCGUGAAGAAGUCUGCGUCCGUUGGUCCCAUAACACUGAAGCCUUGUGUGUACAAGAGGAGAUGAUCCAUGCCUACAGACAUUCAUUGUUUUUGUUGAUCAGAUUUUUAAACUUAAUAAAGGAAAAUUUACAUGGGAGAUUGAUUCUUUGUUCUGUAUGUCAUAAAUAAAUCACUUUAAAAUUG